CCUUUACUUACCGUCCCUGACUUUAGUUGAUGGGGAAAAAUGACCCCCAUUCAGAAGCCAGUAUCAGCCCAGCCGGCGCUGGCAUCUCCGGCAUCUCCUCCCGCCUCUUCUACUCCCUCCUCUGAAUCUACUUCUGCUUCUGCUUCCUCCUCCUCUGCUUCAGUCGCAAUGGCAAAGACUUAUCCUCCCGUGCAGCCUGGAGGCAGUUUGAUCUUAGCAUGGCAAAUCAAGCACAAGAAGGUGCUUGUUGUCGGCGGUGGUGAGGUCGCUGCUGGUAGAAUCUUAAACUGCCUCAACGCCGAUGCCAACGUCACUGUCGUGUGCCCCAAGUCCGGCCUCAAUGAUGAAGUCGCCUACCGAGUUAGCGAAGGCCAGGUCGCCCACGUCGACCGAGUAUUCGAGCCCGAAGAUUUAGACGGGGCCAGCAUGGUUCUGGUCGCUAUCGACGACCCCGCCGCCUCGACCGUCAUUUGGAAGCUUUGCAAGGAGCGAAGGAUUCCCGCCAACAUCGCCGACGUACCACCAGAAUGCGAUUUCUAUUUCGGCAGUAUCCAUCGUGAUGGUCCCCUCCAGAUUAUGGUCAGCACCAACGGCAAGGGACCCAGGUUGGCGGCGGCCAUUCGGCAGUUCAUCGCCAAGCAACUACCCAAGAAUGCUGGUAAUGCCAUCGAGACUAUCGGUGAACUACGACUAAGAUUAAGAAAAAUGGCCCCCAAGCCUGAGGAUGGACCCAAACGAAUGCUCUGGAUGUCCAAAGUUAGCGAUACCUACAAGUGGGACGAGAUGUGCGGCCUCACAGACGAAGAUAUGGACAAUCUCCUUCUGUUUUAUCCUGCCAACAAAGUCCCUGCGAUGGACGUUCUGCUAGCUCUCCGGGGAGGCACUGACGUCAAGAAACUCGACGUCUUUGACGGCUCAUUCGGCUUCAGUGUCGGCGCCUAGAUACCGACAACACAUACAGCAGGCAAUAUCUACUAAACGAUGGCGCAAGACACGGAGAACACUACGAUGUAUACAAUUUAUUUGGGACAAGGUGCAUAUAUGGUUUGGAACAUUUUGACUACGUAUUGUAGAUGGGGAAGACGCUGUCAUAGCAUUAUUUGGUAUGGAAAUGGCGGUUUCAGAACAGUUCACCAGUUGCGGUAUUAUUUGUUGGGGACAUACUAUUCAUUCUAGAUUGUCGUAUUUACAAAUCCUUUGAAAUUGCUCAGACAUGUGGAUGGUCGAUCCCGAGACAUAUCGGCAGUUUAUGUCAAAACAAAACGAAACACGAUGAUUCGCUCGGCAGUUGUCAGGGUGUAAGCACUGUAUUAUAGGAGGGAGAGAUGAUCAUUAAUUUUUGUAAUUUUUUUCUAUGGUCAAGUUUUCAUCCGCCCAACCUUUUAACUGAUCUAUUCUAUGUCGUCAUGCAUCAUAACUUGGUAUCAUGAAAGCCUCUACAGCUUAAGAACCACCUUGUGGGUAGCAGUCUUCUCCUUCUCGUCGCCGAAAACAUCAAUGUCCCAAUCAGGAGAGUCUGGAAAAUGUUAGUAGAAAUUCAGGUAUUUGGGAUCGUGGAUUGAGACUUACAGGUCUUGGGGAUGUUGAAACGCUGGGGCUUCUCGCCGAACUUCUCAAGCUCCUUGAUAGCCUCCUCGUCAAGCUCCACCUCCUCGAAGUUGCUGCGAAUACGAGCGGGAGUAACGGACUUGGGGAUGACGAUGUGGUUGUCGAGGGUGGACCAGGCGAGGAUGACCUGGGCGGGCGUGACCUCCUUACCCUUGGACUUGCUGAGGCGCUCAGCGAUAGCCUUGACCUCGGGGGUGUUGAUGAGGAGAGGCUCGCCCCAUGAGUUGUUGCCGAAGGCAGAGUAGGCGGUCAGGUAGAUACCCUUCUCCUUCUGGUACUUGACAAGCUCGGGCUGGGGAAGACGAGGGUGGCGCUCGACUUGGUUGAUGGCCGGGGUGACACCGGUGUCCUUGAUGAUGGUCUCAAGCUAGUGGGGGUCAGUUGUUUGUUCAAAAGUUGGGGUGAGGCAUUGUAGAAGCUUACCAUCUCAAUAGAGAAGUUGGAGACACCAAUGGAGCGGACCUUCUCCUUGGGCAGCUUGGUAACGGCCUCCCAAGUCUGGGACAGGGUGACGCCCUGGUCAAGCUCGGUCUUGUUCUUAUCGUCGGCCUUGAGGGGGAAGAGCUCGGGGCCGUUCUUGAAGGCAACGGGCCAGUGGAUCAGCCAGAGCUGAUACGAUGGUUAGCCGUGCGUGGAAACGAGUGAAUGAAUCUCAAACUCACGUCAAGGUAGUCAAGACCAAGCUCCUCAAGGGAGUCAUCAAGAGCACCGGGAACCUCCUCAGGGCGGUGCUUGUUGUUCCAGAGCUUGCCGGUGAUGAAGAUGUCCUCACGCUUAAGGCCGGGGACGUCGUUGAGGGCCUUCUUGAUACCCUCGCCGACCUCACGCUGGUUCUGGUAGAUCUUGGCAAGAUCGAGGUGACGGUAACCGGCCUUGAGGGCCUCGUAGACACCGUUGCCGACCUCACCGGGGGCAGCCUGCCAGGUGCCGUAGCCGAUCUGGGGCAUCUUGUGGCCCGAGUUGAGGGUGACAGUUCGACC
This is a messenger RNA of Fusarium odoratissimum NRRL 54006, 2588 nucleotides long. RefSeq lists its product as uncharacterized. Gene Ontology annotation, biological process: siroheme biosynthetic process. Lineage: Eukaryota; Fungi; Ascomycota; Sordariomycetes; Hypocreales; Nectriaceae. The transcript has 3 exons. Gene Ontology annotation, molecular function: protoporphyrin ferrochelatase activity; precorrin-2 dehydrogenase activity. Bases 40 to 942 code for a protein of 300 amino acids. The record is from RefSeq and is a predicted model, not a curated record.